Messenger RNA from Ctenocephalides felis (cat flea), 2507 nucleotides. RefSeq names its product transducin beta-like protein 3. Lineage: Eukaryota; Metazoa; Arthropoda; Insecta; Siphonaptera; Pulicidae. The transcript has 2 exons. Gene Ontology annotation, cellular component: 90S preribosome; nucleolus; small-subunit processome. The record is from RefSeq and is a predicted model, not a curated record. Gene Ontology annotation, molecular function: U3 snoRNA binding; protein binding. Bases 101 to 2491 code for a protein of 796 amino acids. Gene Ontology annotation, biological process: endonucleolytic cleavage in 5'-ETS of tricistronic rRNA transcript (SSU-rRNA, 5.8S rRNA, LSU-rRNA); endonucleolytic cleavage to generate mature 5'-end of SSU-rRNA from (SSU-rRNA, 5.8S rRNA, LSU-rRNA).
GGAUAGUUGUCAACUCGUGGUGUGAGUUUUUGGUUAUGUGAAAAAAUAUAAAAAACAAUUGAAAUAAUAAUAAAAGGAUAAAGGAUUUAUCAAAUUAAUUAUGGGAGUAAAGAAUAAACUAAAAGAAAUAUUUGAAGUAGAAAGUACCCAUGGGGCGUUUUACACAGGAGGCAAUGUUAUAUUAUCUAAGAAUGGCCUAGAAUUAUUAUGUCAAAAAGAAUUUACUGUUGAAAUAUUAAAUUUAUCACAAGGAAAUGUUGUUAAUAGCAUUGGUAAUGUAGAAGAUGAAGAUUCUAUAAAUACAUUCACAUAUAGUGUAUUUGAUGAAUCUGUAAUAACUUCUCACAAAAGCGGUUUAUUCAAAAAAUGGACGAAGGAUGGCAUUUUAUUAAAAUCUUGGAAAUCUAUUCAUAAAGGUCCUGUAAGUAAACUUUGUAUAAAUGAUGAUGGUAAUAUUUUGGCUAGUGGUGGCUCAGAUUCUAGUGUAAGACUGUGGGACUUAAAACAUCAAACAUGCACACAUAACCUUAGGGGCCUACAAGGUGUUGUCAGCGUUUUAGCUUUCCAUCCCAACUCUGAGAAAAAUUUGAUAUAUGCAGCUGCAGACAAUACCAAGAUCUUAGCAUGGGAUUUAACAAGUGGCGAUGAAAUGAUGCACUUUGCUGGCCAUUUCAGCAAAGUAACAUCAAUAAACUUCACAGCCGAUCAUAAAUAUAUAGUUAGUACAGGAAGAGACAAAGUCAUAAUUGUUUGGGACGCAAAUACUGGUAAAUUGAUUAGAACUGUUCCGGUUUUUGAGAGUAUUGAAUGUUCAGUUGUGUUAAGUAAUGAUGUCAAAAUUCCUGGCUACCAAAAAUGGAAAAAUGAUGAAAUUUUGGUUCUUAUUGCUGGAGAGAAAGGCGUGGUGAGGAUAUGGGAUGCUUCAAAACCUAAGGAAUUAUAUAUUCAAGAAAAUAGUUUAGUAACGCCAGCAUCUGAAGAAGGAGGAUUAAGCAUAACCCAAGUGUUCUUUAAUGAAAACACUAAACAUAUUGGCAUAGUUACUGUUGAUCAUAACAUCUUGAUUCACAAAUUAUCAACAUUUAAAUGUACAAAACAAAUAAUUGGUUUUUCUGAUGAGGUUUUAGAUAUAGUUUUUAUAGGUUCUGAAGAUUCACAUGUCGCAGUAGCAACAAACAGUGUUGAUAUCAAAUUGUAUGAAAUAUCAACCAUGAGUUGUAAUUUAUUGAAGGGUCACACAGAUUUAGUAUUAUCUUUAGCAAAAUCACCUUCAAAUUCAAAUAUCUUAUUAUCAUCCUCAAAGGAUAAUACAAUUCGAGUUUGGUCAAUUAAUACUGAAGAAAGCAUUUAUAAAUGUUUUGCAAUAGGUUCAAGGCAUACAGCAUCAGUCGGUUCUUUAGCAAUAACUAAUUUGAGCACAGACUUCUGUGUUUCUGUAAGUGAAGAUUCUUGUUUGAAGUUUUGGAAACUGGAUACAAAUAAUAUUGGGGAUGAGAUACAACAGUUGCAUUGUAGUUAUACAGAAUUAGCACAUCAAAAAGAUAUAAAUUGUGUUACUGUAUCACCAAAUGAUAAAAUGAUUGCUACUGCAUCUCAAGAUAAAACAGCUAAAUUGUGGUCCUCUGAUGGUUUAGCAUUGCUUGGUGUUUUCCGAGGUCACAAACGAGGUAUUUGGUCUGCUCGAUUUUCACCAGUAGAUCAAGUUUUACUUACUACUUCUGCUGAUUGUACAAUUAAAAUUUGGUCUUUGUCUGAAUUGAAUUGUCUUAGAACAUUAGAAGGCCAUGAUAGUUCUGUUUUAAGAGGUGAGUUUUUAUCAAAAGGAAUGCAGAUAAUAACGACAGGAGCUGAUGGUUUGAUUAAACUUUGGAGCUUGAAAACAGCUGAAUGUAACCAUACAAUGGAAAAACAUGAUGGCAGAGUUUGGGCUAUUGCUGUUUCAAAAGAUGAAAAUACUCUGAUAAGUGGAGGCUCAGAUUCAUUACUUGUUAAGUGGAAAGAUGUAACUGUUGAAAAGAAGGAGCGAGAAGCAAAACUACUACAAGAAAAAGCUUUACAAGAACAAACAUUGUCAAAUCUAUUACAUGACAAACAGUUAUUAAAAGCAUUAAAAUUAGCUAUAAGAUUAGACAGGCCUUUAGGUGUUUUGAAGAUCAUUAAUUUGAUAAUUAAAAGUGAAGAUAAAAAUGAAUUAGCUACUACACUAAAACAGCUAAAGAAUCUUCAAAAAGAAAAAUUAUUUAAAUAUGCUUCAUUGUGGAAUACAAAUAGUAAAAAUUGUCAUGUUGCGCAAUUAGUAAUAAAUAUUUUAUUAGAUGAUAUACAAAGCGGAGAAUUCAAACCUGCAGGUCUUGCAUCAUUGCUCGAAGGUACAAUACCUUAUACGGAGAGACAUUUUCAUAGAUUGACACAGUUAUUGCAAGAUUUACACUUUGUUAAAUAUACUAUUAAUUGCAUGCAACCACAUGCAAAGGAAGUAAAGAUGGAUUGAAAAGAAAUAAAUAAUA